UGUUUUGCCGCAAAGCUAUGAAUGAUGUCCCGUAGAAUGGCCAGCCUCUUCUCCUUAAGUUCUCGGCCCCAGGUCCUCUUUCGAUUAGCAAUCUCCGUCAAUCGACCGGUAUGCCAUAGAAAUUUUGGUCUGACGGCUGUAGCUCUGAAUCGACAGACCAAAGAUGAUGACCUCUUCUCAUCUGCGAUUCUGUCUGGAAAUUCUGAAUCUGCGGCUUCCGUGUCCACCACUGGGCCCAAAGCUAAAUCCAGGGACGCCGCUACGCGUCGAGAACAACAGUUUUAUGAGCUGGUGGAAUACAUGACGAACCGCACAGGACGCAAACGAGCUGUCAAAGCCGGCCAAGUGCGCCAAUCUGCAUGGCUUCGGCUAUUCCAACUCGCAAAUUCUUCAGAACAGCUGGAAAUGGUGGCAGAGAUGUUCCCGAGGUGGAGAGACUCGGGCAAAGAGUUCCGCCCCAUACACGCAGAGGCUUUCGUUCGCCGCUGUGAGGAGCUGAAGUGCCCGGCACUCGCACUCAAGGUUUUCGGAGACCAUUCAAAGUACGGUCUGGGUUUAAGCUCUCUCUUCGCUGCACGUCAUAUGCUGCACUCCGUCUAUGCCCAGUCCCCGUUGUCAGACUCUAUGACAGUCGCAGCUCUCUUUGGUGUUUACAAACUCCCACCUGUUUCAUCUGAUCUCGCUGCUUGUUCCAUGCUCUACUCCGCAUGCCUCAAAGAUAAAUCCGCAAAUGCGCGGGUUGUGGGCAAGGCGUUGUACGAGGAGCUCAAGAAACAAGUCCAGGACAAUGCUCCCGUCAAGGCUCCUCAAGAAAGCGCGAUAAGGGCAAGAUAUGCAGAGAAGCCCAACAUUUGGUUCCUGGAUGCCCUCAAGACGAUCGAGAAGGUACACAAAAAGACGGGAAGGGAGUGGAAGUGGAUACGAUACUGGACAGCGGAGCGUGAAUGGCGCCCUCGCAAUACGUUUACUCCCAGCCAACCUGCAGCUACCGCUCAGCACGCAUAAUCGCAACUCCUUUUAUUACCAGGCGACUAUAAUUCAUUUCGUUUUAGAGCUGGGACUUGAGGCGAGAAGCUUGAAGACCCGCCAGGUUAUGUUCCCUAACUCCGCAUCGUGAUACUCACCAUUGGUUGUGUCGAUGGAAUUUGCGGUCGCACGUUUGCUUCAUAUAAGUGAUGUGGCGAAGCGCUCAACAGCUGGUUUC
This is a messenger RNA of Suillus clintonianus, 1204 nucleotides long. RefSeq lists its product as uncharacterized. Bases 22 to 1005 code for a protein of 327 amino acids. The transcript is spliced from 3 exons. The record is from RefSeq and is a predicted model, not a curated record. NCBI's taxonomy places the organism in Eukaryota, Fungi, Basidiomycota, Agaricomycetes, Boletales, Suillaceae.